UUCGCCCAAGAGCUCCUCUCAACCUUCAGCACCGACCUGGGCGAGGUAGCCCUCAUCCCGGCCACGGGGGGCAUCUUCACAGUAACGAUAUACCAUUCCUCGUCAGCGGAGACGGGGACACAGGAGACGGUCUUGUGGGAUCGGAAGACGAAUGGGGGGUUUCCUGAGGUGAAGAUGCUCAAGUCGUUGGUGAGGAAUGUGAUUGAUCCGUCCAGGGACUUGGGACAUACGGAUCGGGCGCUGAGGGCUGCUGGUGUGUCUGUGAAGGAGGGAGGUGAGAAGGGAGAGGGGGGCCAGGAGUGUGAGGAUUGUCGGUGA
Aspergillus nomiae NRRL 13137 is the source of this 318-nucleotide messenger RNA. RefSeq names its product SelT/SelW/SelH family protein. The annotation marks the transcript as partial. The record is from RefSeq and is a predicted model, not a curated record. NCBI's taxonomy places the organism in Eukaryota, Fungi, Ascomycota, Eurotiomycetes, Eurotiales, Aspergillaceae. The transcript is spliced from 2 exons.